This is a messenger RNA of Aspergillus aculeatinus CBS 121060, 789 nucleotides long. Its product is annotated as tubulin-binding prefolding complex subunit GIM3. Gene Ontology annotation, cellular component: cytoplasm; prefoldin complex. The coding region runs from base 147 to 590 and encodes 147 amino acids. Lineage: Eukaryota; Fungi; Ascomycota; Eurotiomycetes; Eurotiales; Aspergillaceae. Gene Ontology annotation, biological process: protein folding. The record is from RefSeq and is a predicted model, not a curated record. The transcript has 4 exons.
GUUAGGUUAUCCAAGUCACUCUGUGCACGGGCCACAUCAGCCCAAAGAAGAAACCUCCCCAGCAUCAAAUCCCCAUCCCAAUAUUAAUCAAUCAAUCAAUCAAACAUCCUCUCUACCCCUCGAAAUUCGCAACCGUCUAUUCCAAAAUGAUUCAAACUCGUAUGCUCUCAAAAGAAGAUGAAGCCCGCGGCGAGGACAACGAAGUCCGCCGCGAGGACCAAGAAAAAAUCAACCGCUUCAGUCGCCUCCACCAACGGGAAAUUGUGUUGGAAGAGCAAUUGAAACUGAAGCAGUUAGCAGUAUCAACUGAUAUGAGAAAUCAAAAACAGAAAGACAAAGAAGAUCUCGAAGAAAUCUCCACAGAGCUUGAACUCGCAGAUGAAGAUGAUCUCGUUCCCUACAAGAUCGGUGACUCCUUCUUCCACCUUCCCCUGGAAGAAGCCCAGUCCCUCCUCGCCACCUCCACCGAGCAAAUCGACGCCGAGGUGAGCAAGCUGGAGGAGAAACUGGGCGACCUGCGCGAGGAGCUGCAGCAACUCAAGGUCGCCCUGUAUGCGCGCUUCGGCCGGAGUAUCAACCUAGAAACCUAGGUUCCCUGCCUUCUCAGGCCUAGUUCUUGUACCUAACCCACCUUUGGUUCGCUUGUCAUCCUACUUUUUUCUUUUCUUGCUUUGCUUUCUUUAAUGAAGACUAUUUUUCGGAUGCGGGGAGAAAUAUCACGUUGCUAGUACUGUAAAUGGUGGGGGGCGUGGGGUAUGGUAGCGAAGAUGGUAUUGUUGUUGUGAUUCA